ACAGACGAAUGUCAUUGUACUGAGAGAGCCGUACAGAAAUGAAACAUUAAAUAUAGUUCCAAUAAGGAUAGAUGUUAAGGAAGUGAAUGACCGACCAACUAUUCUACCGAAAAACCUUUUAACGGAAGUACGUGAAGAUGUCCCAGUCGGUACAAUAGUAGCAAACUUCUCAAUAUCUGAUCCAGAUGAUGGGAAUUUCGGAGAUUUACAAGUUGGAAUAGAAACCCGGGAAGAUAUAGAUAUAAAUGAAUGGUUUGAAGUGGUUAAAUCAUCAAAUGAUACUAUCCAAAUUAGGACAGCUUCAGUACUAGAUGCGGAUGAAUACUGGAACAGUAAAAAUGUCAUUCACGAUGAAAGACGUGGACCUACCUUCACUUUUGAAGUCGCGGUAAUGGACGGCGGAGGGUUAAAAGAUCAUUCCAUAAUCAAGAUCAAAAUUAUCGACGUCGGUGAUAUAAGACCAGUUUGCAAUCAUCAAACUUUGAAAAACAAAACUCAUUGGACAAAAAAAGGUGCAAUCGUUACCACUUUAGACAAUUUUUGCCAUGCGCGAAACUAUAUCAGCGCUGUCGAUUAUUUUCAAGAAGUGACAUACUCUUUGAUUUCAGAGAGUUGCAACUUUUCAGAUUGCUUAAAUACUACUUUUAAACGAUACAACGGCUUUAAAAACACGACGUACGAUGGGCACACGUGUCAGCGGUGGGAUUCACAAAAACCUCAGGGACAUACAUACAAUCGGGCCGAAAUGUUUCCAGACAUUUCUGUUUCUGAUGCUGCUAACUAUUGUCGAUAUCCCGGCAAGAAAGUAAACGGCAACGCUGGGUUUCUGUGGUGUUUCACAACAGACCCUGGCGCAAGAUGGCGGUAUUGUGAUAUUCAAAAGUGUUCGGGCAUUUCAGAUUGCUUCAAGACUUCUUCUAACCGAUACAACGGCUUUAUAAACACGACGCACGACGGGCAUACGUGUCAGUGGUGGGAUUCACAUAAACCUCACAGACAUAAAUGCAAUCAAGCCCAUAUGUUUCCAGAUAUUUCUGUUUCUGAAGCUGCUAACUAUUGUCGAGAUCCCAGAGGGGAAGGAAUGCCAUGGUGUUUUACUACAGACCCUAAAUUAAGAUGGCAGUACUGUAGUAUUUACAAGUGUUCGGAUGAUAUAUUUCUUGGUUGUUCGGAAAUAGGUAGACAAGAUAAAGCAUUUGAACUAGAAUUGUUUGAAUUUAGGUAA
Ruditapes philippinarum (Manila clam) is the source of this 1225-nucleotide messenger RNA. Its product is annotated as plasminogen-like. Bases 392 to 1225 code for a protein of 277 amino acids. The record is from RefSeq and is a predicted model, not a curated record. NCBI's taxonomy places the organism in Eukaryota, Metazoa, Mollusca, Bivalvia, Venerida, Veneridae. The transcript is spliced from 7 exons.